AUAACUAAAGCAAAAUUAAAUAGUUUUAUUUAACCCAUUUUUGACGAUAGCAAAUUAGUUCGCACCCAUCGCGGCCCCAUCAUACCUGUCACACCGUGUCAAUGACUCUGGCAUUAUAUUCCAAUAUUUUCAUGUUGUCACUUACGGCUAAUAAUUUUGUGAUGUGGAGUGUGAAAUGGAAUCAGAUUUUUUAAUAUUUACUGCCAGGCAUAUCGUGGAAUAUGAUAAUGUCUAAGAAAUCGACUAUUUAUUAUUUUAUUGGGCGUUAUGAUGCGAAGAACGCGUAUACUCGAGCCGAGAUCAAGCGUGUCGCCGCCAGCUUGGAUACGCUUUCAAACUAACGAUAACACAAAACUUACGGCUAAUAAUGCUAGACUUUGGAAAGCUAAAUUGAAUCAAAACUUUUAGGAUUUAAUACAAGCUACAUAGAGGAAUAUUACAUUGUCGAAGAUUUCAACUAUCUAUUUUUAUUUUCGACGCAAUGAAGCAAAGAAGAUGACCAUUCUUGCAAUAUAUCCAAAGAAAGGCAGAAAUGUUUAAUUGCCGAAAGCGAUGAAGUGACCGUCAUUUGGGUUGAUGCUAUACAAUGAAAUUGUGGAACAUUCUCAUUCGGGGUGUUAUUUUGUGUUGCCUCUUGGGUUACGUGCUUUAGAAAAGUUAACAAAAAUAAUUGAUGAAGAAAUGCAGAUGAUAGGUGGAGAAAAAAUAGCAGUACCCACUCUAUCGCCAUGCGAGUUGUGGAAGAAAUCCGGUCGCUGGCAAUCAACUGGACCUGAAUUAUUUAAACUUGAAGAUCGACAUGGUCAAAUGUACUGCUUAGGACCAACACAUGAAGAAUCAGUCACCAAGUUUUUGGCAUCUUUAUCACUGUCAUAUAAGAGACUACCUAUUCGUGUUUAUCAGAUUUCAAGAAAAUUUAGAGAUGAAAUAAAACCAAAAAAUGCCCUAUUAAGAGGAAGAGAAUUUGAAAUGAAAGAUAUGUAUACAUUUGAUAUAGAUGAGAAUUCUGCUACAGAAACCUAUCAUACUGUUUGUCAUGCAUAUAGUCAAAUAUUUAAUAGAUUAAAUCUACCAUAUAUAAAAGUUGAAGGUGAUACAGGAAAUAUAGGUGGUCAGUUAUCUCAUGAAUAUCAUUUUCAAUCUACAGUUGGUGAAGAUACGUUACUUACAUGCAAUAAGUGUUCAUUUAAAUCUAAUAAAGAACUUGUAGGCGAUAAAGAAAGAAGUAGUUUUUGUUCAUUAUCUGAAAAAGAAUGUGAGUUAAAAGAGUCUGCUGGUAUAGAGAUUGGUCAUACAUUUUUAUUAGGAACAAAAUAUUCAUCAGUGUUUAAUUCAACUUAUUUUGAUAAAGAUGGUAAAACAAGGUUAACACAGAUGGGAUGUUAUGGUAUAGGUAUAUCUAGAUUAUUACAGGCUUCUAUAGAAGUUUUAUCAACAGAUAAACAAAUUAAAUGGCCACAACUUAUAGCACCAUAUCAAAUCUGUAUUAUACCACAAAUGAGUGGAUUUAAAUCAGAAGAAUUUUUUAAAUUAGCAGAAGAUAUGAGUGAUGAUUUGAAUACACUGCAUUAUUUAAAUAGAGAAAUUGUGAUAGAUGAUAGAAUACACAUGACAAUAGGAAAGAGAUUAUAUGAAGCCAAGAGAAUAGGCUAUCCCCAUAUUAUUAUCAUUGGUGAAAAGGCCUUAGAGAAUCCUGCAAUAUUUGAAAUCAUUGAUACAUUCUUAGAUAAAGAACCUGAAUUUCUAACUUUAGAAGAACUUAGAGACAAAUUAUCUACUAUUAUAACAAUUUAAUUAAUUACUUGAUAAUAAAAUUCAGUUUUA
This is a messenger RNA of Patella vulgata (common limpet), 1824 nucleotides long. RefSeq names its product probable proline--tRNA ligase, mitochondrial. The record is from RefSeq and is a predicted model, not a curated record. Gene Ontology annotation, cellular component: cytoplasm; mitochondrion. Gene Ontology annotation, molecular function: ATP binding; proline-tRNA ligase activity. Gene Ontology annotation, biological process: prolyl-tRNA aminoacylation. NCBI's taxonomy places the organism in Eukaryota, Metazoa, Mollusca, Gastropoda, Patellidae. Bases 577 to 1794 code for a protein of 405 amino acids. The transcript has 13 exons.